This is a messenger RNA of Purpureocillium takamizusanense, 3163 nucleotides long. RefSeq lists its product as uncharacterized. The transcript has 2 exons. Bases 95 to 1543 code for a protein of 482 amino acids. Gene Ontology annotation, biological process: peptidyl-proline hydroxylation to 4-hydroxy-L-proline. NCBI's taxonomy places the organism in Eukaryota, Fungi, Ascomycota, Sordariomycetes, Hypocreales, Ophiocordycipitaceae. Gene Ontology annotation, molecular function: procollagen-proline 4-dioxygenase activity; iron ion binding; L-ascorbic acid binding. The record is from RefSeq and is a predicted model, not a curated record. Gene Ontology annotation, cellular component: endoplasmic reticulum.
UAUCGCCACCGCCUCUUCAGUGCCGCCUUGCGUCAAACCACAAAACUUCCCAUUGCCACCGCCAUCGUCGUGUAACCGCAAUUGCAUCGCAACCAUGGCCCAAUCCAAGGCGGCCAAGCGCAAGCGCAAGGCACAGGCGCAAGUCGAGCAUCCCAACAAAGCCACCAGGACCGCCUCUCCGUCCACCGAAAACGGCACCGGCGGCUUCGAGCCCAAGAGCCUCCAGACGGUCAUCUCGGACGAGGAGCUCGAAAUCACCAUUGACACCCUCGCGACCCUCGCCCAGUACCCCGGCCUGACCAAGUCGAAGCUGUGCAAGGACCUGAGGGUCGCCGUGUACGACUUUCGCCAGUCGUGCACUACAGGUGUCAACGCUGCUGAUGGCGCCAAUCUAACUGCCCGCGUGUCCGCCGCCCUUGCCGACGAGAAAUACCUCGAGGCCAGGAUCCUUCUCGCCGAGAUGCGCCUCCGCGGCCAGGAGCCCAAGCUCGGCGCCCUCUGCCGCUGGGUCCGCGACCUCGACGUCGUCACGCAGCCCAAGGGCGUCAGCAUCGUCGGCCCCGAGCGCUCCACCAAAGACAUGGAACUGCUGGGCGUCCUGGAUGCCGUUCUGCGUGUGACCUGUCCGGUGGACACGAGCGCCGCCAAGGCUGCGACCGACCUGUCUUCGCACAUCGCCUUCCAGACGACCUGGGAUCUGCGGCACGCCACCGCAUCGCCACACCAGGUGUACGCCUCGGUUCUCGACAAGUCGAUUCUCUCUUCUGCGCCAAAAGAGUCCUUGCGUAUUAUCGAGACGACGCCCGGCCAUCUCCGGAAGCCGCCCAACCACCACCCCGCCAUCCUCUACACCACCGAGCCAGACAGCGUUGUGCUCUCGCCCGAAUCCCAAGACAUCACCUUCCACAACCAUCCCAGCGUGCCGAACCUUGGCCUCGCCACCAAUGUCCUCUCUCCCGCCGAGUGCAAGGCCAUCAUCGCCGCUGGUGAGAGCGUCGGCUUCAUCCCCGACACGCCCAUCCGCGAGGGCGGAGAUACCAGUGUUCUUGCGCACAACUUUUACUGGAUCGUCGACACGGCCUUCCAUGACAAGCUCUGGGCUCGCAUGGCGCCCUUUGUACCCACUGCGGUCAACGGCCGACUCGCACGGGGCCUCAACCGGCGAUUCCGCGUCUACCGCUACGUCCCGGGCGCCGAAUACCGCUGCCACAUUGACGGCGCCUGGCCCCCAUCAGGCAUUCGCCCCGACGACACAUAUGUAUACGACGACUCACCGCCGGAGAAGAAGCAAAGUUCGCUCUUCACCUUUUUGCUCUACCUCAACGACGAGUUUGAGGGCGGGGAGACGACCUUUUUCAUCCCCGGCCAGCGUGAGGGAGUUCUCAAUGCGUAUCCCGUGCGACCCGUCAUGGGCGGCGUGGCCGUCUUUCCCCAUGGCGAGACCAACGGAGCGCUGCUGCAUGAGGGAACUAGUGUCAAAAAGGGCGCCAAAUACAUCAUCAGAACGGACAUUGAAUACGAUGUGGAGCCUUCGGAGGCCUAGAGCCCCCGUACCGCAUGCUGGGCCUAGAAGUCUUGACAACAUCAUGGACCAUCAUGACCGCAGAGCUGGCGCGAUUACUACCUUGAUGCAUGACGAACUGCGGCCGGACACCCGCCAAACUCCAAUCGUUGCCUUCAACGACUCGUUGCAAAACCCCCUCUUCUUGCGAUGACGCGAUCGUCUGCGUUUGACUUCAAGCCGCGUGGUGUGUGUCCAGGCAUAUGACACAAGACCCGCGUCUGUGUGUUGUGUGCCUGGACUCGAUAUCGGACCGAACGAGGCGGCCAACGCAUACAUCACGCCUUGACGGCCUGCAGCGUAAACGAGUGAGGCAGCCGCCACGGUCGGUCCGUCAACGACCACUCCCCUACGAAGCCGUCAGUUCAGUCACAUCAUGGUCCGGUCCUUCCACCAUCCGCUGCUGCUCACCUCGCUCAUCCUUGGUCAUUUGCCCCGGCAAUGCAUUCCAAGGCACGCUCUGGUGCUCCGCCAGUCCCGUCACGGUCAUCCCCUCCUCCAGCAGAGCCUGCACAAUUUCCCCGAUGCCGUGGUUAAACGUUGCGGUUUGCGUUGCCUGGAACUUGUAAACCCCCGCGUCGACGUACCCAUCCGGAUCAUCAAACAGCGUUGCCUCCCCGUCGCGCUCAAAGUACGGGUAGCCGAGCACUAGGUCGUCGGUGCGCGCCUCAUCCAGGGCCCAGAGCACGGGAUGGCCGUCGCGCAGAAACAACCGCCCUCCUGGCUUGAGGAGGCCAUGGACCACCUUCGCCCACUGCACUAUACUAGGCAGCCAGCAUAUGGCCCCUAUGCCCGUGUAGACGAGGUCAAAGGUGCACUGGGACAAGGUCGCGGGGGCAUCGUACACGGUUGCUUCGACAAAGACCAGCUUCUCGCCGCCCGUGCCGUCCGUGGCGCUCGCGAGCUUGCGCGCUUCGGAGAGCGAUACGCCCGAGAAGUCAAGCCCCGUAACGGAUGAGGCGCCCAACCGCGCGAGACUCAGGGAGUCGGUCCCAAUGUGGCACUGUAGGUGGACGCAUGGCAGGCCUGUAAUGUCGCCGAGCAGCGGGCGGUCAAACUCGACAACCCCGCUGAGAAAGGCUGGAUCGGAGAGGAAAUUUCGGACACAGUAAUCUCGAGAUGCGGCAUGCUGGACUUGUCAGCUACUACAUGCAUUCUUGGAGUGGUGGGUUUUGGGGGAGGAAGGGGGAGAUUCUCACGACGGGCGCGCGCUCAUCCCAGUUGGCACGAUUGAGCUCUUCAUAGUCCAUCGCCACAGCCGGUGGCGUGUCACAAAGAUCCAGACAGUGAAGCACGUCCGUCUCAAGAUGUAGACGUUGGCCGUCGGCGCCAACGCCGCAUCGAUAGUUAUAUAUAGGUACACUGGGAUCCUCCACAUCCCCGCUAUGCCGCAUUCAGCAGACCGAAGGUGCAGCUCCGCCGCGGGUGUUGAUAGGGCUCGAGUUGGAGGCUCAUACGGGGUGACUCAGUUUUGCGGCGGGCAACGAAAUGAAAGCAGAGGGUUGGCCGUGACGGUUCUCAGCCAGGCGCUGCAGCUCUGUCUUCCCGUUUUUUAUGUGGCCACUCAUGCAAUUAUCGUCCGCCACACGGCUUAUACGAGAC